AUGGCUGGCACGCCGAGCAUCGCCGCGGCGCCUCCGCCCCGGUCGGGGGGGUCUGGCCCGUGCGCUCCGCCCACGAGGUGGCCCGAGGGCUUCUGCCUCUGCGACCGGGCGGUCCUCGAGGCCGAGGUGGCCGUGGGUACCGACGCCCGGCUGACGGGGCCGUGGAUCGGCGUACUCUUCUUCAGCAAGGCGCUCGGCCGCACGGUGGAGCCGGCGAGAGGUGCGGACAACAAGCCGGUUCCGAAGAGCGCGUCGAUGCCGCCCCUGGCGAUAAACAUGUGCGUCCGGGAUGAUCCCGAGGAGGUUCUGGACGGGCUGUGGCACAUGCUGCCCACGGUAUGCAGCCUCACCACGAGCAUCCGCGUCGCGCAGGCGCUCUCCAUGCCGCAGCAGCACUGCCCCCCCUUCUGGCAAGCGGACCUGUCGGGGAAUCGCGACGUCGAGGAGCCCGACGGCAACAUGGACUCGCGCGACCCUAGCGACGACCGGGCCUGCCUGAUGGAGCACGAGGAGGCUGGCCUGGCAGAGUUGGGUCUGAACCGCUCGCAGGAGGAGGCGAUCGAGAGCGCGCUCCGUCUGGCCUGCGGCGUGCGCUUGGGCCGGCGGAUUCGAGGACCUCCUGGGACUGGAAAGACGCAGAUGCUGGUUGCGAAGCUGGCCUUCCUCCUCCAGCGGGGCCAGCGGUCGUACGUGCACGCCCCCACGAACAUCGCCGUGAAGGAGCUGGCGGUGAGGCUGGCGAGGCGGCUGGAGGAGCGCGGCGGGGCCGGGAGCACGCUGCGGCUCGGGAUCCUGGCGUCGCAGGGGCGGAUGCUGGGGGGGCCCGCCCGCUGGGGCCGCCACGCCGGGGCCAGGGCGGCGGGGCAGCCCGAGCCGCAGGGAGAGGACGCCGUCGUGGAGAAGCUCCUGAUCGACUACCGCAAGAAGAGCAUCAAGCGCAUAGCGAAGUACUGGCAGGGGUGCGGGAAGUACCCCUGGCCUGGCAGCGGCGGCAGCGAUCUAAAAAAGGCCCUGAGGGCCCUGGGCAGGAGCCAGCGGGGCGGCGCUGCGACGGAGGGCGCCACGGAGGCACUCAUGGCCGAGCUGGUCGACACGCUGACCCGCCUGCUGUACACGGUCAGGAGGCAGCUCGAGAGCCUGGAGGGGGAGCUGCCUCCGCCCGGCGAGACCGCAGACAGGGCCUUCCAAGACAUUGCCGACCGUUUGACGCGUCGUGCCAAGCAGCAACAGCAGGAGCAGAGAAAGAAGGAGGCGGGCGCCAGAGAGGCCUGCGAGGCGAUGCAGGCGUCCCUGGCCGAGCUCCAGGAGGCCAUGCGCCAGCUGCGGUCCGCCGCGGAGGACCAGGAUCGGGAGCUGGUGGUGGAGAAGGUCGCCUCCUGCAGAGCGGCCUUGGACGCGGCCCAGCACAGCGCGCGCGCGGUCCACACGCUCGACUCCCAGGUGCUGAGGUCGAUGAUUCUGCGCCACUGUAUGAUGCUAUUCUGCACCGUGACGGGCGCGGGGCAGAAUCUCGCGAGGCUGCAGGAGAUCAAGACCGCCGUCGUGGACGAGGCCUGCAUGGUGCGGGAGAGCGAGAACAUCAUCGUGCUCCGCUCGGAGCUGCAGCGGCUGGUGCUUGUGGGCGACCCGAAGCAGCUACCCGCGGGCUGCAGGGGCGAGGAGGGGCGGCGCGCGCGGUAUGACCGCAGCCUCUUCGAGCGCCUCGAGGAGACUGGCGUCGAGCCGCUUCUGCUGAACGUCCAGUACCGGAUGCACAGGGACAUCCUGGCCUGGCCCAACGACAGGUUCUACGCCAACAUGGUGAAGACCGGCGCGCAGGUGCGGCAGCGGCCGGGCCUGGCUGGCCUGCUCGAGCGCGGCGCCGCCCCAGAGCUCGGGCAGGGCGCCCUGAGUCGAUUCGGGGCCAUGCGUGUCUUCGACACCUCCGGGGCGCGCGCCGAGGAGCGGAGGAGGGGGACUUCGUGGAGCAACGAGGGGGAGGCCAGAUUGGUGCUUGCGCACCUCGACGAGUUCUUCUCGUGCUGCCGGGCGAGGCUGCGCGACAGAGGGAGGGAUUUGAGGGUAGGCAUCAUCACGCCGUACCGUGGCCAGAUCGAGAUCUUCAAGGAGAUGAUCCAGGAGGGGCGGCUGGAAGGCCAGCCGGAGUCACGCCGCUGGCUCGCCGAGGAAGGCCGCACGCAGGUGGCUACGGUCGACGGGUUCCAGGGCCAGGAGUGCGACAUCGUGGUCAUCAGCUGCACCCGAUCGGGGGGCGGCGGCAUAGGCUUCCUCAGCGACGAGCGCCGCCUCAACGUGGCGGUGACGCGCGCCAGGCUGGCGUGCUGGGUCUUCGGCGACUUCGAGACGCUGAUCAGCGGUGAGAGGUUCGGGUGCUGGGAGAGCCUGGCGCGCUUCGCCCGGAAGCACGGCUGGCUCCACAGCGCGGCGCACGGGAUGCCCAGAGCCCGGCUCUCGAAGCUCGACCCGCCGGCGGCCGUGGAUUGGUCGGGCUCGUGGGAGCAGGUCGCCGCGCGUAUGGAGUCCUGCCAGAAGAGGCCAGACGGCCAGAGCGGCUACGCGUGCCUGUCCUGCGGCCGCGGGUUCAAGACCCCGGAGGCGGCUCUGCAGCACCUGGGCGACAAGGCGGGCGAGGCGACCCUGCAGCACCCCGCCGCCGAGGCCGUCGCCCGCUGGGCCGCGGAGCUUGCCGCGGCCCCCCGCGCCCGGCGCGAGGGCCCCGACCAGGCCCAGGGAAGGAGGUUGUUAAAGGUGGUGAAGCAGCGCGCCCUAGGGUUCGAGACCAUGAGCAACAGCGUGCUCCCGGCAGAUUUCAGCUGGGAUUGGCUGGCAAUGGACCUCCAAGCGACAGGCGCCGCCGCCUUGCUGAUGGACCCAGCGCUUGCCCCAGUCCUUUAUUACGUGCACAGCCCCCAUCCCCACUUAUACGGCCGGGGGGACGCUCCUGUCGACCUCUAUGAGCACUGCCGAAAGCUGGUCAGCCACGACGGCUUCCCCUACGACAUAGAGCUAGGCCUGGACCCAGCAAGCUACGUCUACGCAGCAAAGUGGGCGUGUCUCCUGCAGCUCGCAGGGCUCCACCCAAGCAGCAAUUCGGACAAGGUAUCCGGCAUCCUCAAUCUCGCGGACGCACAGGACCAAGAGAAGAUGGACGAGGCGUUCGCAGAAGAUCAAGACCCCCUUGGAGUGUGGAAGCAGGCUCAGUCCGACGAUCCAGCCCAGACCAGCGGCGGCCAGCUGCUCGGGAAAACCAAACGGGCGCAAAUCGCGAUGCAGUCGGCAUGGCGGGGACAAGGGCCCACUGGCCUGCGCGGCUGGUCCCAGCAAGGCACCUGCCGCCUGUUCACGCUCGCCCACCUGGCCGCGCUGCCCCGGGCCCGCCCCGCCUUCGACGAUCGAGGAGCGGCGCCGCGCCCCCUCGAGCCGGCCCAGCGACAAUGGGCAGAGGAGCGGCAGCAACAGCGACAGGGCCCCGAGGGGCCUAACGACGCUCCCCUGGACCCGCGCCCAUGGAUAGAAGACGAUUGCAAGCCUCCGCGGGCUGAUCCAGGCUACGCCCGCCGCGACGACCAUGGCGACGCGCUGCGGUUCGGCCCCGACGGCUGA
Molecule: messenger RNA, 3603 nt
Organism: Prorocentrum cordatum
Lineage: Eukaryota; Dinophyceae; Prorocentrales; Prorocentraceae
Source: the annotation of a GenBank genome assembly